This is a messenger RNA of Aspergillus niger, 2007 nucleotides long. RefSeq lists its product as uncharacterized. Gene Ontology annotation, biological process: glutathione biosynthetic process. The record is from RefSeq and is a predicted model, not a curated record. The coding region runs from base 1 to 2007 and encodes 668 amino acids. Gene Ontology annotation, molecular function: glutamate-cysteine ligase activity. Gene Ontology annotation, cellular component: glutamate-cysteine ligase complex. The transcript has 7 exons. Lineage: Eukaryota; Fungi; Ascomycota; Eurotiomycetes; Eurotiales; Aspergillaceae.
AUGGGCUUGCUAGCGCUUGGGACGGCUUUGGACUGGCCAGAAGCCAAAAAGAGGGCAGAUCAGGUUCGCAAAUGGGGAAUUGAGCAAUUACUUGCCAAUUGGCAUAGAGCCAAGGGAAAGGAACGGAAUGCCCUUCUCUGGGGUGACGAGGUCGAGUAUCUCGUCGUAGCAGUCGAUGAUGAGAUUAAAAAGGCCCGCCUAUCUCUCGCUCAGGCUGAUAUCCUCAAGUCGCUCGCCGAGGAUGAAGCAUCAUGGAAGGAAGGAAAUUCUCCUCUGUCUCAGAAUAAGGAACAUGAGGGUGAGGAGCCACCUCAUUUUCACCCUGAAUUUGGCCGUUUCAUGCUGGAAGCCACUCCGGGUAAGCCCUGGGGCAUCGACUUCAAGGACCUAUUGAAAGUAGAGUCCAAUAUGAAGUGGCGACGCGAGGUUGCAAAAGCUCACAUGGCACCGAAUGAGAGCCCUAUCACACUCACCACAUUCCCUCGCCUGGGGACAAAGGAUGAUUAUAUUCAACCUUAUUAUCCCCCAUCAGGUCCUGCAUUGCGGUCUCAAUUCGUUCCCGACGAGAUUGCUAACCCCCAUAUUCGAUUUCCAACCUUGGCGGCCAAUAUAAGAUCAAGGAGGGGCCGGAAAAUCGAGCUGAAUGUGCCAGUGUUUAAGGACAAAAACACCCCUGAUCCCUUUUUGGACCCAACAGUGGACUACAACCUUCAUAACUGGCCCGAGGAUGAUGAUGUCCGAAAUGGCGCGGCUAAGGAGGGUCAUGUUUACAUGGACGCCAUGGCAUUCGGCAUGGGGAGUUGCUGUCUCCAGAUAACUUUUCAAGCAAAGAACAUAACAGAAGGAAGAAAGUUGUACGAUCAGUUGAGUCCGUUGGGGCCUAUUCUUUUGGCUCUCACUGCUGCCACUCCGAUAUACAAGGGUUUCCUCGUCGACACAGAUGUCCGUUGGAAUCAGAUCAGCGGAGCCGUUGAUGACCGGACGCGGGAGGAACUUGGUGAAAUUCCCCUGAAAAAUGAUAGAUGGAGGAUCCCGAAAUCCCGUUAUGCUUCGAACUCGACUUAUAUCUCACAAGAUCCUAGAUUGAGAAAAGAAUAUCUGGAUCCCGAUCUUAUCGUUGACCAAGAUAUCAAGAAGCGAUUGAUGGAUGAUGGCAUGGAUGAUCUUCUAGCGACACAUUUCGCGCACCUUUUUAUUCGUGAUCCACUGGUUAUAUUCUCGGAAGAUCUCGAAGAGCUGGACUUGAACAAAGCAGAUCACUUCGAGAACCUGCAGUCGACAAAUUGGCAGCAUAUGCGUUUCAAGCCACCCCCACCUGACAAGGAUGAUAUCGGCUGGCGAGUUGAAUUCCGAUCCAUGGAAAUCCAGAUGACCGACUUCGAGAACGCCGCCUUCAGUAUCUUCAUCGUGCUUGUGACCCGUGCGAUCUUGAGUUUCGAUCUCAAUUUCUACAUCCCGAUUCAGCGCACGACUGAGAACAUGGAAACUGCGCACCUUCGAAAUGCAGUGUUGGAGCAAAAGUUCUACUUCCGCAAAGACCCUUUCUCUCGUCGCAGGCCGACCCAGCAAUCGCCAAGUGGUAGCAAUGUCUCCUCUACGACAUCAUCUGCUCAUAACACGCCACCGCCAUCACCGCCACUACACCCAGUGGAGUCUGAGUAUGAUCUAAUGACGAUUUCUGAUAUUAUCAACGGUUCCCCUGACGGAUCAUUCCCUGGCUUGAUCCCGCUCGUCGAAUCUUACUUGAACAGUGUUAAUGUGGAUGUUGAGACACGUUGUUCUCUAGCCAGCUACCUUGACCUUAUACGUAAGCGUGCCAACGGUACCCUUUGGACUGGAGCCAAAUGGAUCCGUGAGUUUGUUGCGUCACAUCCUGGGUAUAAGCAUGACAGCACCGUUUCCGAAGAGAUUUGCUACGACUUGGUCAAGGCUGUGGAUGAGAUGACUGUCAAAGAAGGUAAACACGGUACAGUUGGGUGGGAGCUCCUCAGAGGCAAGAAGAAUUAG